Marmota flaviventris (yellow-bellied marmot) is the source of this 945-nucleotide messenger RNA. Its product is annotated as olfactory receptor 5H17-like. Gene Ontology annotation, biological process: G protein-coupled receptor signaling pathway. Gene Ontology annotation, molecular function: G protein-coupled receptor activity; olfactory receptor activity. The record is from RefSeq and is a predicted model, not a curated record. Gene Ontology annotation, cellular component: membrane. Lineage: Eukaryota; Metazoa; Chordata; Mammalia; Rodentia; Sciuridae.
AUGUCUAAUGAGGACAUGGAAAAGGACAAUGCAACUUUGGUGACAGAGUUUGUUCUCAGAGGACUGACACAACAACCACAGUGGAAACUCCCCCUGUUCCUACUGUUCUUGGCAAUAUACCUUAUGACACUUGUGGGAAACCUUGGUCUGAUUUCUCUGAUCUGGAAUGACCCUCAGCUUCACAUCCCCAUGUACCUUUUCCUUGGGAAUUUAGCAUUUGUGGAUACUUGGUUGUCAUCAACAGUGACCCCAAAGAUGCUAAUGAACUUAUUAGACAAGAGCAAGAUGAUCUCUCUCCCUCAGUGCAUGAUACAAUUUUUUUCCUUUGCAAUUAGUGUGACCACAGAAUGCUUUCUCCUGGCAGCAAUGGCUUAUGACCGCUAUGUAGCCAUAUGUCAACCUUUACUGUAUCCUGUGAUUAUGACCAAUAUACUAUGCUUCCGACUACUGGUUUUAUCAUUUGUAGGUGGAUUGCUUCAUGCUAUAAUUCAUGAAAGCUUUUUAUUCAGAUUAACCUUCUGUAAUUCCAACAUAGUACAUCAUUUUUAUUGUGAUGUUAUACCAUUAUUAAAGAUUUCCUGUACUGAUCCUUCUCUUAAUUAUCUAAUAAUUUUUAUUUUCUCUGGCUCAAUACAAGUAUUUAGCAUUGUGACUAUUCUUAUUUCUUAUUCACUAGUUCUUUUUACAAUUUUAAGAAAGAAGUCUGAAAAAGGCAUGAGGAAAGCCUUCUCUACCUGUGGAGCCCAUCUCUUUUCUGUGACUUUAUAUUACGUCCCCCUUCUCUUCAUGUAUGUGCAUCCUGCAUCUUCACAAGCAGAUGACCAAGAUAUGAUCUUUUCUCUGUUUUACACUGUCAUAAUUCCUGUGUUAAACCCCAUGAUAUACAGCCUGAGAAACAAGCAGGUCAUAGAUUCCCUGAAAAAAAUGCUGAAAAGAAAUAUGUAG